This is a messenger RNA of Anopheles stephensi (Asian malaria mosquito), 1209 nucleotides long. RefSeq names its product glycosylphosphatidylinositol anchor biosynthesis protein 11 (gene PIG-F). The record is from RefSeq and is a predicted model, not a curated record. Bases 181 to 921 code for a protein of 246 amino acids. Gene Ontology annotation, cellular component: endoplasmic reticulum membrane. The transcript has 2 exons. Lineage: Eukaryota; Metazoa; Arthropoda; Insecta; Diptera; Culicidae. Gene Ontology annotation, biological process: GPI anchor biosynthetic process.
AUCAGACGUAAGACGUUAGGAACGGCGGAUGCAUCAACGCUAGACGUCAAAUGAAUACAAAAUGUAAACAAAGCUUCUUUCCAGUGGAUUGCAAAAUCUUCUACAACUGCUUUACUUACUGGAACACUUUUCUUGAAUGCAGUGCUGCGGGUUAGUAUUGGCGUAGAAAGUGAAACGAAAAUGGAUGCCCAACAGCAAAGCGCCAUAGCGCCGAAGAUGUUUAUCAACAUCAGCAUCCUUUCGAUUGCCCUGAACUCGUCCUUUUUCGGCUACUUGCUCUACAGCAAUCGUCUGUACGAUGUGGGAAAGUGCUGUUCAUCGGCAGUGCUGCUAAUUCUACCAUUAUCGGAGGUAUUGAAACAUUUGUACAUUAAGCACACGUUCCAACUAGAAACCGGGGCCAAACCGUCCAGCCUGCAGCCGUCGUCUGGUAGGGCAUCCGGAGCAGGGAACGUAAAAGCCACACGAGCCCGCUGGCGAGAAUGGGUCGGAUCGAUAGUAUUGUUUGCAUUGGCCACGCUGUUCUACGCGUUCAUCUGCGUGGUGGUAGGCGCUCCAUUGGAUCAGUACGAGGAAACGCUGUCCUUGGCGGUAACGCUGACGACGGUAACCAUAUUUCCGAUCAUCCUUUUCAUUGGCCAAAUGCAAACCUAUCAACUGCUGCUGUCGGAGACGCUAGAGCUAAAGAGCCCGCUAGCCAACAGCUAUCUUAAUUUGCUGAAGAACAAUUGCAUCGGUGUCAUUUUGGGAGCGUGGGGAGCGUCGGUGGUAGCGCCGCUAGAUUGGGACCGUCCGUGGCAGGUGUAUCCCAUCCCGAAUGUGGUCGGCUCGAUAGGAGGACUGUUCGGGAUAAAUGUAUUUAAUCUGCUGAGCACGGUGUACAUUAGCUUGUUUCGUAAUCGGCGGCCCAAAGCACAAUAAGACUGCAGUAUCCAUAGCCAAAGCCGGUCGUGUGUCUAGUCCUGUAAGUUUAAAUAAAACUUUAUAUCGUACUAACUAAUAAGUAUUCGAGGAGUCCAAUCAUUGCACUGGCCGUAGGCCGGAUCGUAGGCCCAGUGUAUGCGACAUAGACUUUCCGGAUAGGGUUUAAUAAAAAAAAAGUCAAGGAAGUCAGAAAUGGCGUACCGCAACAACGUUAGAUUGUAGAAUUUUCAACGAAGAAAAUGUCCGUAUCAGUUGUAAAUAUAUGUAUCAUUUCUAAUAACAAAA